This is a messenger RNA of Trichobilharzia regenti, 5398 nucleotides long. NCBI's taxonomy places the organism in Eukaryota, Metazoa, Platyhelminthes, Trematoda, Strigeidida, Schistosomatidae. The record is from the annotation of a GenBank genome assembly.
UUCUUAUAUGAUAAUUCUUUAUUUCGAGAAUAAAUACUUCAAAAUAUAAAACACUUACAAUUCUUAUGCUUGUGAACAAUUUUUACUCAUAAAAUUCUCUCACAAACAUGAUAACAUGUUAGUUUCGCUUCACUUAACGAUAUAUAUGAACAGGAUAUUUACCUUGACAAUUUUUAUGUUAAUAAUCAUUUUCCAAGAAGCAGUACAGAUUUCGUUGAACAAAAGCAGUUAUGUGAAAGUCUCAUUAUGUAAUAUUACCAGGAUAAAUAAUAAUUUGAACAAAGUUAACAUUCGUGUCAGACGCCAAGUUGACCCUUCCAUCCCAAUAGUAACUUCAAAUAAUUUGAUAUAUUCGGCUGAACUGCGAAUUAUUGCUAGUGCAGUAUGCAAGUCACAGUGUUUGCAAAGAUGUUCGGAGAAAUUAAUUAAGGACUCUACUACAGACAAUAUGAUUGAAGAGAUCGUGAAAACGUUGACGAUAUUUCCUACUCAACUUCGAGAUAAAUGCAGUCAACUAUCCCCUGGAUUUUUGUAUUAUGAUGAAUGUGAACAAGCCUGCGAUUCUGAUCGUUUUUAUAGUGACUGUAUUAAAAUGUGCGAGUCUGGUGAUUCACCUGGUGGUUGGUCGUGUCUUACUGGCUGUCGAGCUUUGGAUGCAGCUUUGAAGAAACGUUCUGGUGAUUGUCCUGAACAAAUUGGACUGGCUAUUCAUCGUAUUCCGGAUUUAAUUUCUGACAAGCAGGGAGGUGAAGCCUUUCCAUCACAACAGCCUUCUCUUUUCCCGGGAAAAAGUGUUUCAUUGGAUCAAAGUAACAUGGUUCUGAGAUCUAAAUUAUCAGACAAUUCUUGGUAUGAACGUCAUGGUAGUAGUCUGAAUGAAAUAAGCAGCUGUACAGUCGAUGCAGAAUGUCCACAAAAGCAAGACAAAUGUUGUCAGUCAAAGUGCAAGCCAGCGGUGAUGAACAAAGCUAUUCUUCCACCAAUCCCCACCGUACGCAUCUUAGAAGAAAAACAUCCUCCUUCGUUUUUCGUUUCAUGGGAUAGUGGCGAAAAUGCGGCGAACAUUUCCAGUUAUCCAGUGGUUUACGUUCUACAAGUCAAGUCUUAUUUUGGUCCAGAGUUCGAUAAUCGAAUGUCCAGUCCUUGGAAAACACUAGUGAUGUCAACUUUGAAAGGCGCUCAGUUAAGUGAUCCAGCUGUUGGUUGGUGGUACCAGUUCCAAGUAGCAGCAGUCAAUCAGUGGGGUUCACUUGGCUUUGAUGUCCCUUCCCCUCCUGUCCAGCUGACAACAUUACAACCUAGUCCUCCAUCACCUCCAAGGGAUUUAACUGAUGAACUUCUAACAUUACAAGCUAAUGGGAAAAUAAAACUGCAGAUUCAUUGGAGUAGUCCUGCAAAAACCAUACUGCCAGUUACAGAAUACAGAGUUUCUUGGGGUCCUGAUUUGGCAAAUAUAGGAAAUAAUCAUGAAUUCACUGAGAAACCCACUCAGUUUGUACAUACGCUUCCAUCCUCUCAGACAAGUUAUCAACUGACAAAUCUCUAUCCAGGAUUACUUUACCGGAUUCAGGUGAUAGCGAUGAGUGAAUGGGGUUCAACACAGCUUAGAUCACAACCAAACACUUUGUUCAUUCAUACUCCGUCUGUGGAUUCGAUUCAGGAUGAAGGAGAUGUUGCUUUAAAUACCUACCUUAAAAAUUUUGAUUCUAAUACUCCUCAGUAUCAGAAGGGCAUGAAAUACUCGAAUGCUUUCAGUGGGAUCUCUCCAAAAGAAAACUCUGGUUAUAUUUCAAAUUCAGGCCAGCAGGAAGCAGCGUUCGUUUGCAACGGAACCAGUAAGAGUUUGGUUUUCAAAGGCCCAUUUUCACAAGGAUCACUAGGACCUUUAAGUUCCAUGACGACUGAAUUGUCAAUUAAAACAGAUACCGCUGUUUUCGACGGACGUGACCUAACAGCUGAACUUUCAGUAUUUGAGAAUGAAGUCUUACGUGGUCCCACGAUGGAACUGCAUCAGCAGUCAGUGAGUCCUCGCCCAAUUCUUGUCCGAUGGACACCUCAAGUUUGCAUCGAAACAGUUAUUGUGACAGGUAGUAACCUGGAUGAGACAAAUGCUUUUCAGUCGGAAACAUUAAUUGCCAAUAACCUUGAACAGUUCACCAAACCAUCGUAUAUACACGUGGAAAAAGAAAACGGACGUAAAGAGUCCCUUAGAUCAAGUGAAAAAUAUGUUCUACUGAAUCCCGUCAAACAAGGAGUUGAUAAUUAUGCAGAUGAUUCAAAGCAAACAAAAUCAAUCUUAAGACAUGCGACAUUAAAGUUAACAAAUUUAUACUUCAACUGCAGAUAUUUGAUAGAACUAUUAUCUGAUAAAGAAGAUCAAUCCAAACGACCUGAUCAAAUCUUUCAGUCAACUUACACAUCAAAGUAUAAUUUGGAAUUGUCGGCAUGGUUGUGCACACCAUCAUGUUCUACGGUGAAAUUAGCUUCAUGGAUUAAAAAGCCAAAUUGUCCUGGCACGACACAAGUUUUAGAUAUUAUAUCAGAACCGCAAGAUGUAUCUUAUAAGCAAAUUUCUAUCGGGCCAACAAUCAGUUACAACAUAUCAUGGAAGUCAGGCGUCCUCAAGUCAAAAUCUGAUAGCACUGCUGCUAAAGAAAACUACAGUGGCAAAACAAAUAAAAUAUUUUUUCCUGUGCAUCACAGGUAGGUGAUUUCAUGCUUUUAUCUGUUAUUAUUAAAAUGUAGUAUGUAUAUUACACUUAUGAUUGGUAAUUUAACAUUCAGUAUAUUCGUGGAAUGUAUUAUAUUACCAUUUGUUCUAAGAGUACUCUAUUCCGUAUUUGUAAACCCCAAUAUGGUCAUCAGCUUAGUUAAUAGCCUGGAUUAAAGCCUUUCGAAAAAUAGAGCUUAUCAUGCGAUUAUUUGGUUACUUUAAACAUAUACUGAUUUGUCAUCAGCACUUCCUAGAAAAUGUUAACCAACCAGUUGGACUGGGCGGAAGAUUAUUCUUAUUGAGUACUGUAAAAGGAUCAAAAUGUGUCUGUUUCUUAAUAGUCGUUCGUGCUUCAUUACGCUGUGAUUUAACCACCUACAAUUUAGCGACACAUUGAAAAAUCCCCACCAAACCCUUGCCUAAGUCAAUUAUUGAGUUGAAAGUAUUAGCCUUGUCUAAGAUACUUAAAUUUCUACCAAGCAACUACUUAGUCACCACAUUCAAUGACAUUAUGUAAAUUGUUAACAAGAUCUCAUUGUCAUUGUUUCACAUGACAUUGAAAAAAAAAUUUCUGAAAAGUCAGAAGAUAUACAGUAUGUGUUUGGUGAUGUUUGAUAUGCGAUGUGAGUGUCUAUGUAGCAAUAAAUUAGCACCUAAAUCAAUUAAUCUUAUGUCAUGUUUUAAAGAUGUAACCAAAUUUGAAUUUAUUUCUUUGAUUUCAGUUUUAUCAAGCCAACUUGAAGUUUUACGGUGACUAGCCAAUUUUAUUUAUGCAGAUAGGUUUUAUUCGAAACAUUUUCUAGAGACUAGUUAUAUAACAGUGUUAAAGCAUUUUAUAUUUGACCUGUCUGACAAAUGACAAUGAAAUUUGUUUGUAUGGUCCCGAAUGCAUGAAGGAUGACACAUCUAUAAUUCAUUUCAAGUGUAAAGCUUUGUAAGUUGUUGUUAAAUGUUACCAAUAAGAGACAACUUAGCAGGUGUUGGCUAAUCUUUGUAUUAACUUAGUGAUUGCCUUACAAAUAAUCUUUAUAAAGAAGAAAUUCUGUAUCAACUGCUUACGAGGAUUGUUAUUUAUAAUGUUAAACUGAGUAAAUUACUAUGAAACAAAUAAAAUGCAACCUUAAGAAAUUAUAGUACCCUAUCUGGACUUAAAUGAUGUGAAAACUUAAUAAAUUCUUUCAUUUACCUUUCGGAUGAAUUCAACUAUUUUGCUUCAUAAUUCAUGAAUUAAAUUUAUCUAUGUUUUGCCGAAUACUGACUGUUUUUAAUUGUUUAUCAGAAUUAUUUGGGGACCGAGUCGCGAUAGUGCAAUGAAAUCUGUAGUUUGGAAGUCAUGGCCGAAUCUACGUCCUCGAAUAGAUCAAACCAGAGCAGAGACAAAAGUUCUACGAAAUAGUGAAACAUCAAUCGUUUUGGACAACCUUCUUCCCAGCACAUUAUAUGUUGUCAGUUUACAGGCUAUGACUGGAGAGCAUAAUAUACCCCACUCCGAGGAUGCGUCUUUACACGCUAAAAUGAACAGUAACCCCGAUAAAGAUUAUAUGAAGUCAAGUCUUAUGCCUUUCCAGUCUAUAACACCCAACAGUGUUUAUUCACAUUUACCAAUGAAAUAUUUUGGAACAAGCAAAGAAGUAUUUAUUGCAUUUGAAACUCCUGCGAAUGUAAAUAUUUUGGAUAAUAGAAUGAAUCACAGUCAUUCCUCACAAAAAUUCCUGAAGUUUUCAAGAAACGGAUCACCAGAAUUACGACGAACACUUAGAAAGGAAAUUUACUGUCUGAUCUGGCUGGCCCUGUUUGCAUUCAUGAAAAAUUGUUAAUUUCACCGAUUAGUACGAGAGUUUUUCAACUAUGAUAAAACUCAAAUCAUUUUUGUUUAAUUUCACCCUCUUUUUCAUUUCCGAGAAACCCCACUUACCUUCUUGUGUUGUAACUUAACUGAGUUUUGUCCUUCCAUUUCUUUGUCGGAUCUUUCAAUGACUUGCUGUAUUAUUUUAUAAUAUUUACCUCAAAUAUAGGCUUUGCAGGUAAACAUCCGUGAAUGAUUUACCCAACUAAACCAGACCAUGAAGUAUUGCCUGAGUGUGUAAUCUGUUUCCGCCUUUAUCUGUGAAUUUUCAUGAUAUGACUAAGUUCACAUAACUGUCGAUAUGUUCAACAAACCAACCAUUCACAUUUACAAGUGUUUGCUUGUAUUUACGAGUAAACUUCAGAAAGAAAAUUGUACAAUGCUAUGUGUGAUAAUAUUCCCUCAUAAAUGCUUUUUAUAACUUCUCAGUUCUAGUGGUAAAAAAAUUGCAAAUUAAAAAGUCAGUUCUGCUUAUCUUCUUUAUUUUCUACCAGUAACUUCCGCUAUUUACAUGUACAUAUGUUAUUUCCCAUUCAUCCCUAUCUGUUUUCAUCGAUGAAAUCUGUGAUAUUGCAUUUAUUAUGUACAAUGAGCGAUUUGUUAGGGAAACUGUUAUUUAAUGCAAAUUUUAAUAAUCUGAAAAUAUGUUCCAAUUCUUUUGUUUUUCUACAUAAACUGCAUUACUAAAAAUCAUUUUUUUUAUUAUUUUACUAUCAGUUCACUUGUACAAAAUUCUUUGUUUCCUGCAUUCAGCAACCUGUGGCAGUAUGAAAUAUCAAGUAAAUACUGACUGGCUUUUGAUUUACGUACGGUAAUUUCUUUGGGCAGUAUUUUUGAUU